AUGAAAUUGCAUGAUGUUGUUGAUAUCAAGGAUUCGACCGAUGAAAAGGAUGAGGUUGAUGGUGAUAUGUUUUUGGAUGAAGUUAAAUUGGUAGACAUUCAUAAGAUGAAAAGGCGGUGGGAUGUGAUAAGUGUGAAGAACAAGUACAUGAGUACCGACUUCAUCAUCUCUGAUGCAAAGGGAAAUGUCCUUCAUUGUUUUGUCAAGGCUUCGAUUGCUUACCGUUUUAAGCCCCUGUUGGAAGAAGGUUGUUUGUACAUGAUGAACGACUUCACUGUGUUGCCGAAUCCUCAAAAGUACAGGAUUAUGAAAGAUGUUGAAUUCAUGAUCGAGAUUGAUGGUUCAACUUUAGUGACAAAGCAAAGUGAUGACGUUGAUAAGUUUAUUCGACACCCGUUUCAGUUGGUAUCCUUUGAGCAGAUUGUACCUACAAACAGCAAGUAUUUUGUUGAUCUCAGGACCGACGACGUUAUACCUGAAACACAACCGGUUGAAGAACAAGAUGAAGUUAAAGAGGUCGAUUGUCGUGGGAAGAAAAAGGUGUUUGUCGGGAGGAAGCGGCGUAAACAUUGGACGGAAGAUCAAAAGGUCGCCUUGGCUCAAGCAUGGAUUCAAAUAUCGGAGUGUAAGAAGUAUGGCAUAGAACAAAAGGCCGAAGGGUUUUGGAAACGAGUUCUUCAACACUAUACAAGCACCUUGGGUUCGACUACGCGAACCUUUCAUAGUUUGACUACAAAGUGGAAGGCGAUGAAUAUGGAGAUGGGUGUUUUCAACGGGUUAUGGAUUCAAGCGUUUCGUGCAAAGGGGAGUGGAUGCAAUGACUUGGAUGUUACGACGACCGCUUUGUCCGAUUACCACACCAAAUUGGACAAGCAUUUUACGCAUCUACCAGCGUGGCAUGUGGUAAAAACUCGUGAUAAAUGGAAGCAACAAGAUUGUUUUGCUGAUAUUGUAGGAAUGGGAAUCGGUUCGUCUAGUGGAUCCUCAAAAAGAAAGUCAGCGGAUUAUGAAUCGGCAAGCAACGACAAUGUCCUUCCCGACAUGAAUGAAGACCCAUCCCCGCCUUUGGAACCAAGAAAGAUGAAGAAGAAGCAAUCCGCCUCGUCUUGCAGCUCGGUGUCAAAUGUAGCCGAGGAAAUCACCAAGUACACACAACAAAGGACGAGCUAUUUGGACAAGAAGGAAGAGAAAGAAGAAUUGGCGAAGCGUUUGAUGGCUACACAACUUGAGGGGGAGAUGUUCAAGAACCGCCACCGUGAAUUUGAUGUUUUUAUGAAGCCCCAUGAUCACAUUACCGAUCCCGCUUUGUUGGAGUGUGUUCUCGAGGAAAAAUGCGCACUCGGGAAAAAAAAACGGAUGACCUUGUAAUUUUUAAAUUUGUUGAACUAUUUAUGUUUAAUUUUAAUUUGUAA
This is a messenger RNA of Erigeron canadensis, 1412 nucleotides long. Its product is annotated as glutathione S-transferase T3-like. The transcript has 6 exons. The record is from RefSeq and is a predicted model, not a curated record. NCBI's taxonomy places the organism in Eukaryota, Viridiplantae, Streptophyta, Magnoliopsida, Asterales, Asteraceae. The coding region runs from base 1 to 1368 and encodes 455 amino acids.